AUGUUGGAAAAUUGUUCAAAGCCCAACUUCAGUCCGGCCCAGGCCUCUGACAUACUGAUGAGGCUGUAUGACCUCACGACCUCUCAGAUCCACCCCCUGCCCAGUUAUGAUGAUCAGAACUUCUACGUCUCAUCCACAAACGGAAAUGAGUACGUUCUCAAAAUAUCAAACUCCGAAGACAGCAAAAAUCCCACUGUUAUUGAAGUCCAGACCUUUGCCAUGUCCUUCCUGCACGAGAAUGGGAUUCCAACUCAAAAGGGGAUAUUUACCGUAACAGGACAACUCAUGAGUAUACACGAACUCGAUUGUGGUUUUGGUCUGCAGAAAUACCUUGUACGACUGUUGAGUUAUUUACCUGGAAAAAUCAUAUCCAAGGUUCCUCUUACGCCACAGUUAUUGUAUGAAACUGGUAAGAUGGCUGCUAAAAUCGACAAAGUUUUACAAAAGAUGGAACACCCCAGUAUCAGUGUACUUGACAGAGAUAACUUUAAUUGGAAAUUGUCAAACCUUCCUGCAUUAGAAAAGUCCUUGUUUGUAUUAGAUGGAGAGCGCCUUCAAGAAGUGGUGAAGUCUGUGAUUGGGCUGUUCAAGUCAUUUGUGGCCCCUAAAUACCCCUACUUCAGAAAAUGCAUAAAUCAUGGAGACUUCAAUGACUUCAAUGUGCUUGUCCAACCCGAUAACAAUGGCAUCUACAAGAUUUGUGGCAUCAUCGACUUUGGAGACAUGAAUAGUGGAUUUUACAUUCAUGAGCUGGCUACUGCGAUCAUGCACAUGAUGGUAAUACAUCCAAACCCCAUAGAAGUAGGAGGAGCAGUGCUGGCUGGAUGGGAGAGUGAACUUCCCCUUAAUAAUUCUGAGAGAGACAGUCUGUAUGUACUGGUUCUAUCCCGCUUCUGUCAGACUGUGUGUUACGUUCGACAGUCUCUUCUCACGCAGCCAGAGAAUGAGUAUCUAAUAAUGUGGUCCAAAAGGGUGGAGCAUAUACUCUGGGACUUCUGGAAGCUGAACAAAGAGCAUGUGGAGAUAACAUGGUUUCAUGAUGCUCACCUGCAACAACAGGACCCAUUGUGA
Molecule: messenger RNA, 1071 nt
Organism: Periophthalmus magnuspinnatus
Lineage: Eukaryota; Metazoa; Chordata; Actinopteri; Gobiiformes; Gobiidae
Product: hydroxylysine kinase-like
Exons: 4
Coding region: 1-1071 (356 amino acids)
Molecular function (GO): amino acid kinase activity
Source: RefSeq, a predicted model, not a curated record